Molecule: messenger RNA, 618 nt
Organism: Peronospora belbahrii
Lineage: Eukaryota; Oomycota; Peronosporomycetes; Peronosporales; Peronosporaceae
Source: the annotation of a GenBank genome assembly
AUGGGUAUCUCACGCGAUUCGCGCCACAAGCGCCGUGAAACUGGUGGCAAGCGUAAACUGCACCGCAAGAAAAGGAAAUUUGAGCUCGGCCGUCAGCCCGCAGCUACCAAACUUGGUGGCAAGCGUGUGCACACUGUCCGUGUGCGUGGUGGUCACCUAAAGUUCCGUGCUUUGCAUCUUGAGGCAGGCAACUUUUCGUGGGGCACAGAGGUCUGCGCUCGUAAGACGCGUAUCCUUGAUGUUGUGUACAAUGCUUCAAACAAUGAGCUGGUGCGUACCAAGACGCUUGUGAAGGGCGCUGUUGUGCUGGUGGACGCCACCCCGUUCCGUCAGUGGUACGAGGCUCACUACGGUGUCAAGAUUGGUGUCAAGAAGAACUCGGAGAAGGUCGAGGAGGAAGCGGUCAAGAAGUCGGACCAUGUCUUGCGUAAAUUGGCCAACCGUCAGCGCACGCGCGUGCUUGACUCGAAGAUUGACGACCAAGUGACGUCUGGACGUUUGUUGGCAGUCAUCUCGUCACGUCCUGGUCAGUCUGGUCGUGCUGAUGGCUACAUUUUGGAGGGUAAGGAGUUGGAAUUUUACCAACGUAAGCUUGCUACGAAGAAGUCAAAGAAGUAA